Molecule: messenger RNA, 2127 nt
Organism: Trichogramma pretiosum
Lineage: Eukaryota; Metazoa; Arthropoda; Insecta; Hymenoptera; Trichogrammatidae
Product: DNA endonuclease RBBP8-like
Exons: 6
Coding region: 108-1919 (603 amino acids)
Biological process (GO): double-strand break repair via homologous recombination; DNA double-strand break processing involved in repair via single-strand annealing
Cellular component (GO): site of double-strand break
Molecular function (GO): double-stranded DNA binding; flap-structured DNA binding; single-stranded DNA binding
Source: RefSeq, a predicted model, not a curated record
UUUUGUAUGAUGAAUAGCUUUUAUUUUUUACCAAUAUUUUUUAUAAAUUAUGAAUAAACUUUCAUGUAAAAAUAUGCUGUGACAAGUUCGAUUAGGAUUUAAGAACAAUGGAUGCGCUUCAAUUUGAGCUCCAACCCAACCUCAAAUUCGUAUCAGAAUUAAAAUCAGAUUUAAAAGAAAAAUAUUUGGAGCAAUAUGGAAUAACUAAAAACUACUUAUCAUCUUUUUUAUCUUCUUUGCAAAAACUUUAUCAAGAACAUCAAAAAAUAUUAACAGAUAAUUUGGAGCUACGUAUAAUCAAUGAAAAAUUAAGGAAACUCAUUGAAGAAAAUGAAGCUUGCAAUGAAAAAAAAAUUUUGGAAAAGUUGCAUGAGUCAUCUUUAGAAGAUAAUUGCAGAGCACCAGACUAUAAAAAGCUACUUUCAACUGAAAUUCAAAGUUCUAAUGAAAAAGUAAAUGGUAAUAAUAAUGACAAGUAUAAUGAACAAAUUAUAAGAGAUCAAAAUAUAGAAAAAAUUUAUGAAGAUGCUGAGCCAAUGAAUGAAGAAAAUAAUUUUGAUGUUAUGGAUAUAUGUUCUACAGAUUUCAAUUCUGAUAUAGAAGAAAAUGUCAAAAAUGAUGAUGUGACACCUCCUGUUUCAAAAACCAAUACACCAGUUAAAAUAAAAAAUAGUCCUAUUUUCAGUAAGAAAAAAAAAACUGGAUCAAAAAAAAAUUCUUCUUUUGUAUCAAAUUCAAGUUGGGAUAGUAAAAUUAGUUUCAGUGAAAGUAUUUCAGAUGCAUUUUUUGAUGAUUUGGAUGCAAAUGUAGAUCAAUUACUCCAUAAUAUGAAUCAGAAUAAUUCUACUGAAAAUGAACAAAGCUUGUUGACAGAAGUAUCCUCUGAAUUAAAGGAUGAAACAAAUAAGGAAGUACUGAAAGUAGUCAACAAUAGAUCUGUAAGUUCAACUUCUUAUAUUGAAAAUGAAAAAAACAAAAAUUUAGUGUUAGGUAUAUCAAAAAUUUCCUGUGGUAAAUCAGAUUAUACAAACGAUGGAAAAAAAUUGAAACAGGCUACUUUGGGAUUUUUUGGUAAAAAAAAUUUGCCACUAACAGAUGUUACAAAACAUGCUGAUGAAAAUAUAUGUGAAAAAACUUCAAUGAUUUUUGAUCAUGAAGCAAAUUCUGCAGGUCCUUCUCUAAACUAUCAACAAAUUCAAGCUCUUGACUCCAAACUAACUCAAGAAAUUGAAAAAUAUCAGAGCAAAGUAUUGGAUAAAGAGGAUGAUUUGAUAAAAACAAGUCCAAUUGUAAAUACUGAAUCAAAAUUACGAAAUAAACUUUUUCAAUUAACGAAAUCAGAUAGUCAAAAAAUAUCAUCUAGAUUAAAUGAACAAUCAAAAAAGGAUUUGAUGACUGAAAGACCAAUCUUAAAAAGUAUUUCAAUGAACAAAAUAAUUGUCUCAUCGACUUCUGGUUUUAAUAAUAAUAAAAGAAAAGGAAGUUUUCACUCACUCGAAAAUCAAAAUUCUAUUUUAUCAAAGAUUAAGUUUGAAGAAAAAUAUUCUGUACAAAAUAAAAGCGACCAUGAAGUUGAGAUAGUUGAUUUGGAAAAAGAAAUGAAAUGUAAUGCACCUCCAUCCAAAAAAAUUUUACUCAACAAUUUUGAUGUAGUAUCUAAUGAAGUAAAGGAAAGUUUGAGCUAUGCUUACAUCGAACCUCCUGUUAGGAAGAAAGCUGAUAGAGAUAAGUUGUUAGGAUGGUGCUGUCUGCAGUGUGCUAAUUAUUAUGAAAAAUUGGAUUUAACUGAGGAAGAAAAAGAACAACGUAAAAAUGAAUGUUCUAGACACAGAGGAAAGUUUAAGCCACUUAUUAGUACUCCAGAAAGUUUUUGGGAUGUCAAUUUCAAGGAAACAAAUACAUCUUCAUGUGAUAACUGAUUUUCGUUAAAUAUUAAAUAUCAAUUCAAUGUAAAUAUAAUUCAUGCAGUGUCAUGAAAAUAUUAUAUAUUUUUGUAAGAUUGUUUAUGCUUUAAAAGCAAGUAAGUAAUGUUUGAUAAUUCUAUACAAAGUGUAAUUUAGUUUUUUACAUAAGAAUUAUACUAUAUUUUUAUAAAUUAAAAGUAUUCAAAUUAAAAGACUUAAUUUU